Molecule: messenger RNA, 15368 nt
Organism: Ornithodoros turicata
Lineage: Eukaryota; Metazoa; Arthropoda; Arachnida; Ixodida; Argasidae
Product: midasin-like
Exons: 89
Coding region: 110-15211 (5033 amino acids)
Biological process (GO): ribosomal large subunit assembly; ribosomal large subunit export from nucleus
Cellular component (GO): nucleus; preribosome, large subunit precursor
Molecular function (GO): ATP hydrolysis activity; ATP binding
Source: RefSeq, a predicted model, not a curated record
CAUUGUGCACGUUGUAAACACGUGCGUUUCUCACUGACUUCUGUGGUGGGAGGCACGUGUAAGAGUGCCAUGAAUUUCAUCAAUUAGUGAUUGUUUGUGAACUGAAAGCAUGGAAGAAGAUUUUCAAUUCGAUGUCGUUCGUGCCACGGAGCUAUUCUGUCAACAAGUACCUCAACAUGCGAAAGAGCUGAAACAGUACUUGACAAGGCACGGACCACUUCUCGAAGCGCUCAGCCACCUUCUAGUCUCGGGCAACCAGAAGUCUCGGGAGGCCCUGUGUCGUCUGUUUCGACCGCUCCUACCAGAAUUUUUAAGCCGCCUGUCCCAAGGCGGAAACCAGCGCCACCUCUGUCUCGCUCUUGGCGACCUCCUGUCCAGGUAUCCCGAAGUAUCGCAGUUUGCAGAGCUUUACCUGGAAGGUCAGUGCCUGUUACAAGGCCAUGACAGUCCACCAAGAAAGAAAGCUCGUGGAGGGGACACGCCUGAACGUGCAGCGCUGCGCUGCAGCCUGCAGCUGCUGCAGCGCCUCCCCCAGGUGGUCACCCGCUGGGACUGGGGUGCUCUGGCACAUUUCCUAGGUUCAGGAGGGCUGGAGCGGCGUUGGUUCGCUUGUCAGUGCUAUAGUCUGUUAGUCGGAAUGGACGACCAGCAGAGGCAUCAGCUCUUGUACAAGUUUAUCGGCCCGAAAGAAAUCUCAAACUUGGACUUGCGAUUGGCUAUCGAUGUUACGAUAGAUGGUCCCCAAGCCAGCAGCGCGUUGAGUUCAACGAAAGCUGUGCUGUCAUCGUCGGACCUCAGUGCUAAAGUAGAGUGCAUUGCGGGCAUCCUCCUCCCAGUUGCCACGGACGAUUCCACGGAACCCGCUGCAUCAUGCAACGCAGACCGCGUACCUAUAGCGUCUGGACAGCGCUCUCUGCGCCUGUUAGCAGAAUGGGUUGCCCAGGGUGGCCAGAGCGGAGGUGCCCUCUUGACGGGCCCUGUUGGAUGUGGCAAGACUUGGCUCGUGGAACACCUCGCGGCACGGACGGGACAUCGCCUGCUGACGGUGCAACUGGGUGAUCAGACAGACUCUCACACGCUCUUGGGUGGAUACGUCUGCAGUCAGCUGCCCGGCAAGUUCAUCUGGAAUGAUGGACCACUGGCAAGGGCACUCAAGAAUGGCUAUUGGCUUCUACUAGAGGACCUAGACCUAGCACCUGGAGACGUGUCUGGGCUGCUGGUUCCCGUUCUGCGAGGCGGUGCUCCUGCAGGACUGCCGAGGGCUCCAGGGUUCCGUAUAUUUGCCACUUUGCGGUGGCCGCCUACAGCUGGUUCUGCAGGAGGCAUAGGGCAACCUCAGCACCACAAGGAACUUCCGACCGAGAGGUUGUGGAGGACCGUGGUCGUGGAACACCCGCCAAAGGAAGAGCUGCGACAGAUAAUGGUGAGCCGAUGGCCCGUGCUGAAACCACUGGCCGACCGCAUCCUGGACCUGUUCACCAUUUUGCGUAAUGACAGCCCCGCCAUCAAGAGAGCACUCUCGCUCAGGGACCUGUGCCGGCUCUGCUCCCGUAUGUCUCGCAACUUCUCGCUGGAGUCUCGCGAGCUGGCAUUGGGAGCCUUUCAGGACGCCUUAGACUGCUUCUGUCAAAGCGUGCGCGACGUGGAAGCUCGGCUCUCCCUGGCAGCCACGGUGGGAGCCAGGUUCCAGUUGACCAAAGCACAGGCACAGCACUAUUGCAGUGGACACAAGCCAGCUGUCACAGAGACCGAGACAACCGUCGUCAUCGGAAGGGCCACGCUCCCACGUAGCACUCUGCAGUCGAGGGGAAGCGCACCCGUAUUUGCUCACACGCACCAGUCUCUGACGUUACUGGAGCGCAUAGCCGUGGCCGUCACCUGCGCGGAACCCGUGCUCCUGGUCGGAGAGACCGGCAUCGGAAAGACCGCCGCCGUCCAGUACCUUGCACACCUGACUGGCCGCGAGUUGAGCGUCGUGAACCUGAGCCAGGCGAGCGACAGCGUGGACCUCGUGGGGGGUUUCAAGCCCCUCGAGCUGAAGCUGGUGCUGGCGCCCCUCAGAGAGGACUUCGAGCGGCUCUUUUCCUCGACCUUCUCGCAGUCGCACAACGCAAAGUUUCUGGGCCACAUAACGGCAUGCUUCCUUCAGAGACGCUGGCAGGACCUGUUUGGGUUGAUGCUGCACACGCAGCAGUCUGCGCUGAAGAGGCUCAAAUCACAAAAAGAACGGUCAGCAGAGAACGUCAAGGAACUGCGGGAACGCUGGUUGCUCUUGGGCCGCCAGCUGCGCCAGCUGCAAGCACAGCAUGCUGAAGACAACAGCCUUGCCUUUGCUUUUGUCCAGGGGACGCUGGUGCGAGCCCUGGAGUCGGGCACGUGGAUCCUCCUGGAUGAAGUGAACCUAGCCGAGGUGGAGACCCUGGAGUGUCUCAAUGCCCUCCUGGAAGGGGGCUCUUUAGUCCUGUUUGAAAAGGGGGAGCAACGUCCCGUUCGGCGACACAAAGACUUUCGCCUCUUUGCGUGCAUGAAUCCCGCGACAGACGUCGGCAAGCGGGACCUGCCAGUGGGUGUACGAAACAGGUUCACAGAACUGUACCUGGAAGAACCCCUGGAGUCGUCCGACCUGGAACUGGUGGUGCGUGCCUACGUGGGUGGCCUGGCACGUCCGAGACAAGCUGUGGACUUGUACCUUGAGCUGCGCAAGCUUGCAGAGACAACCCUCAGCGAUGGGACAGGAAGGAGACCCCACUACAGCUUACGUACGCUCUGUCGUGCUCUGCAGCAUGCUGCCAGUGAUCCAUGUCAGAACCUACAGCGCUCCCUUUAUGAGGGAUUCUGCCUCAGUUUCUUGACUGCCCUGAAUCGAGAGUCCCACCCCAUGGUAGAGACAUUGAUUGGGGAGCGACUGCUGAGAAAAAAGGCUCGUCCCGCUCCACCUCCCGCGCCACCGCCUUCAUGCCCCCGCUCGGUUCUCCUGGAGGGAUAUUGGGUUGGACUGGGGCCUCUGGAGCCGCACGAGCUCCCCGGCUACGUACUGACGCCGACAGUCUGCAGGAACCUGCGAGAUCUCGCCCGAGCAGUGGCAUGUGGCCGCCACCCGGUGCUGCUUCAAGGAGAAACCUCUGCGGGUAAGACGAGCCUGGUGCAGUGGCUCGCGGCACGGACGGGCCACAUCUGCGUAAGAGUCAACAACCAUGAGCACACGGACUUACAGGAAUACGUGGGCACGUACGGAACUGACCCUGAAGAUGGAAGGCUGGUCUUCAAGGAAGGUGUCCUGGUGGAAGCCAUGCGGAAAGGUCAUUGGAUAAUUUUGGAUGAACUGAACUUGGCCUGUUCAGAAAUAUUGGAAGCCCUCAACAGGGUUCUUGACGACAACAGAGAACUGUUUGUGGCAGAAACCCAGCAAACAGUAAAGGCUCAUCCAGGCUUCAUGCUGUUUGCAACUCAGAACCCUCCAGGUCACUAUGGAGGCAGAAAGGUGCUGUCUCGAGCAUUCCGUAACAGGUUCCUGGAGUUGCACUUCGAAGAACUGCCCCCCAAAGAACUGGAAGACAUCCUCCAUGAGCGCUGUGCACUUCCUCCAUCUUACAGCAAGAAGCUUGUCGCUGUCUUGCUGGAACUGCAGGUGCGUCGCAGGGAGAGCGGAGUGUUUGCAGGCAAACGAGGGUACAUGACCCUGCGGGACCUCUUCCGCUGGGCUGAACGGUAUCGACUCACCACUGACACUGCAGAGAAAUUCCACGACUGGGAACAGCACCUAGCGGACGAAGGCUACAUGCUGCUGGCUGGACGGGUGCGCAGGCCACAGGAAGCCGAGGUGAUAAUGCAGGUGCUGGAACAGAAGCUGAAGCGAAAGGUGGACCCAGAGAAGCUGUUUGCGGCAGACUCGCCUUACGCGAAGAUACCGAGUCCUGCCGGAGACACAGCGCUGCCGCAGCAGUUUCGCCACCUUGUGUGGACUUCGCAUGCUCGGAGAUUAGCUGUUCUUCUUGGUCGUGCCCUCCAUUUUGGGGAACCGGUUCUUCUGGUGGGGGAUACAGGUUGCGGCAAGACGACCACGUGCCAACUCUGGGCGGCCCUGAAGGAUCUCGUCCUGCACUGCGUCAACUGCCACAUGCACUCAGAGGCGGGAGACCUUCUCGGUGGACUGCGGCCCGCUCGAGGAAGCGAUGGGAAGUUGUUCGAGUGGGCUGAAGGUCCCCUGGUGACAGCUGUGCGUACGGGCCAGGCUUUUCUCUUGGACGAAAUUUCACUGGCUGACGACGCGGUGCUGGAACGACUCAACAGUCUCCUGGAGCCGCAGCGCACUCUGCUGUUGGCCGAGCAAAACGAGGCUCUCGUUGCUCAUCCCGAGUUCCGUUUCAUGGCGACGAUGAAUCCCGCUGGAGAUUUUGGCAAGAAAGAGCUGUCGCCAGCACUGCGUAACCGCUUCACAGAAAUCUGGUGCCCAAGCGACGCUUCCAUGUCUGACAUGUCUGCUAUUGUGGAGCACAACGUCUGCUCAGAUCUGGGAAAAGACAUUUGGGGACCACGUAUCGCAGACUUUGUGUCGUGGCUGGGACAGGAUGCCGCAGGCCGCAGGUGCGUUGUAAGCAUUCGUGACAUCUUAGCCUGGGUAGAAUUCAUGAACCUUGGUGCUGAGACCGCAACCGACGGAGAGACUUUGCUGAGCCCUGGGGCAGCAUACGUACAUGGUGCCUGUCUGGUCUUCUUAGAUGCCACUGGAGGAGCACCGGGUAGCUCCGAGCUGCGUGGCCGAGCACUAAAAUUUUUGGCGGCACAGCUGGGGGACGGAUAUGCGGACGUUCGCCAAGCUCUCGAUGAAACGGCUGAUGUCUGCAUUACAUGGGACGAGCAUGGACUGGCUGUAGGGCCUUUCUUACUUACACCGGGUACAGGGCAGCGUAGAAGCCCCGAGGAAGGCUACACCCUGCUGAAGGCUGGAACGCCAAGACGGAAUGCCCUGCGCCUGGCUAGAGCCAUGCAGCUGUGCAGGCCACUGCUGCUGGAAGGAGACCCUGGAGUUGGCAAGACCAGCUUAGUAACAACGCUGGCUGCUGCACUGGGACAUUCUGUGACUCGCAUCAACCUCUCCGAGCAUACUGACAUCCUGGACUUGUUUGGCGCAGACCUUCCAGUAGAAGGUGCUUCCGGUGGCCAGUUUGCUUGGAGGGAUGGACCUCUACUGCGUGCCCUCAAAGAAGGGCAUUGGAUACUUCUGGAUGAGCUGAACCUGGCAUCUCAGAGUGUACUGGAAGGCCUCAAUGCCUGCCUGGACCAUCGUGGGGAGGUCUUUGUGCCCGAAUUGAACCGCACUUUUCGAGUUAAAGCUGGACAGACGCGAAUCUUUGGUUGCCAGAACCCUCAUGCCCAGGGCGGAGGCCGCAAGGGUCUGCCGCGUUCUUUCCGCAAUCGUUUCACGCAGGUGCAUCUUGCCCCUCUGACACCGGACGACUACUUGGGAAUCCUUGGUGCCACGUGUCCAAGCCUUCCAGAUACCCUGCUCUCCUCUAUGGUGGAGUUCAAUUGGAGGUUGGUGACAGAGGUGUGCGAGAAAGGGACGUGGGGCUGCAGCGGAGGCCCCUGGCAGUUCAACCUACGCGACCUCUCACGAUGGGCCCAACUUACGACGGCUGCUCCCAACUCGGACCCAGCACUACACGUUGAACUGCUCUAUGCCAGUCGCAUGCGUUCUUCCGAAGACCGUCACAGGGUGCGCAAAAUCUUUGCUGAAGUGUUCGGCCGUGAAGCCGCGCAGCGUGGUCCCCAAGUGAUCCUGACGGAGACUCGACUGCACGUGGGCCUGGCACUGCUCCCACGUUUGGGCCCUCGCGAAGUGUCCGCAUUUCCUCGGGAGGAUCUCAGAGUGCUGCACCGACAAGCUAGUCUGCUUGAGGGGAUUGCACUGUGUUUAGAGCACAACCUGGUACCCCUCCUGGUGGGGCCUUCUGGUAAUGGCAAGGGCUCGGCGGUGCGUCUGCUGGCGCAUCUCAGCGGAAGGCCCCUUGCUCAGCUGCACGUGACUUCGGACAUGGACACGACAGAGCUUCUAGGUGGCUUUCAGCAGGUAGACUUAAACCUGCAGCUCUCAGAGCUGCUGCAGUGUGCUGUACGUGAGCUACAGGGACACCUACUGGCAAGUGUAGACUCAAGCAGUGAUGCUCUGCUGAGUGCAAGGCACCAAUUGCAAGAGGCUGCUCUCAGCAAAGAAGUUGAUGCCCCCGAUUUCUUGGCAAAAUUGGACCGACUUGAGAAACUUCUGCAGGGCCUACCUCUUCACGACAAGGGCUGGAAGAAAGAUGUCGUGAGCCAACUCGCGGUGCUUCGAGAAGCAGCACGCCGUGGAGGUGCGCUGAGUGGCGGAGGCCAGUUUGAGUGGCGAGAUGGUGUACUCGUCCGCAGUCUCCUGGAAGGAAGCUGGCUCCUUGUAGAAAAUGUCAACUUCUGCAGCGCUGCAGUGUUGGACCGUCUCAAUGGACUGCUGGAACCAGGUGGAGUACUGGCAAUGACUGAACAAGGUGUAGUCGGAGAAGCUCUGCGAGUCAUCGUUCCCCAUCCCGACUUCAGGCUCAUCCUGGCCAUGGACCCCAAAAACGGUGAAAUAUCGCAAGCAAUGCGCAAUCGCACUGUGGAGACCUUUGUUCCCGGUGAGGAGGACGGAGAGCCCUUGGACCCCUGGGAUGGUAUGGCCCUUGUAGCCACUGCAGGUCUCGCUCACACUGAAGCUUUGCACAGGGUCUUGUGCGCUCAUUCUGCAGUGCAACAAGUAAACUCUGGCUUCCAUCGACGCUCUCCCAGCCUGCUGGAACUGCACGCAGCACUGUCGCUGGCGGCUCAACGAAUAGGCCGCGGUUGUUCUGUGGCGGAUGCUCUGCGACAGAGCAUGCAAGACAUCUAUGUUUCAAAUCUACCUUCUAGAGAUGCUGAGAGGAUACAGCUGGCACUGGAAGAAGCCCUCGAGGGAACUGAAGCAUGCCAAGUGCAGGCGGAGAUUCGUUCCCUUAUAUCUGCAGUGACCUCUGCACCGCUGUCCACGCGCAUCCUUCACUACACGCUGGCACAAGUCCAGGAAGACUCGCUCCCUCUCUGUGCAGCUCUUGUCAACAACACUGCUAGUGAGCUCCUACCUGUAACACUGCCAUCAAGCCCUGUGGGUCUGUCAUUCAGCCUCUUAUCUGUGGCAGCAAGGCUGUUCUUGGAACGAGCUUCGGCAAAAGAUCUCGAAGCACGACUUGGAUGGAUGGAUCACUUGCUGUCAAAGUUCCCUGAACAGGGUCAUUGGGUGUACAUGCUAGGGAGGUGCCUCUCGGAGGCAUUGGCAGGUUGUGUUCAGCAAUUGAGCGACAGUGCUGUGUUGCACAGGUUAGAACUGGAAGAACUCCCGAUAGACCUGUACCAGUGUCCCGAGGUGAGGUCCCGCUGGUCAGCAGAAGCGCAGCAAGUCAGUUCAUCAUCACUAGGUGUUCAAGAAGAGGCAGUGGUAGAGAUGGCUUUCAGAGUCCAGUUGGCUCUUCGCCAUGCUGAACUGGUGGCCCUCCAAGAGAAAAAUCUCCCCAAGGAUGGAUCACUGCUAUGGGCAUCGAUCUACAAAAAGCACGAAGCCCACCCUGCUAUCAGUCACCUGGAGCCAUUGCUCAAGACGCUGCAGGUCGCCCUGGACUCUUGGCUCACUUCCACGAGCAUUGGGUCAGCUGAGAUUUACAGAAAUGCAAAGGCUGCACUGUGGUGCUUCCACAGCUGGGUGACGGCAUGCACCACCCUGCGCGAGGCCGAGCCGUGGCUCGGCAGUUUAGCAGUGCACUGGGCGUGGCUUCGCAAAUCUACCCUGAACCAGUUGUACCCGGAAGGACAGCUUCCAUCAGAGCUGGCUGCGGUGGUAGCUCGCCUGGAAGCUGACCUCGCUGCAGAACUCGUUCCAUGUUUGCGCACUCAAGUUGGGCGACGUUUGGGGCUUCCUAGGCCACUGCGGGACCCUGAGUGUCUAGCUGUCUACGAAAUGGCCUGCAGGCUGUCUCAGCAGUGCUUGAACCUGAUGAGAGGCCACCCUGCCACAGUGGAGGUCAUGCUUGAGAAGGGCCCACCCUGGCUGGCGGCACUAGGCAGCUGUCUGGGAGCAACUUUAGGAGGGCAGCUUCCUUCUGUGGAUCUGGCCUCGAUGCAAGCUGACAUGGAUGCAUUGCAAAAGACAGAUUACGAAGAUGAAAACCCACUAGUCCGGCCACCUCGAGACGACCUCUGCCCCAGACGUCACUUGGAACCCCUAUGUGCCUUCGUAUUCUCCAUUGUCGAAGCAGAGGUCCUGAGGUGUCACCUGUUACCUGGGAAUUGUGAAGCUCGUUACGACCCCUUGGUGUGCUCUACUUUACACCCAUUGCACCAGAUGGCGUUAGACGUGUCAAAAAUGGAGGGCAUUUACAAGGGCGGGCUGUCCGUGCUUCUGUGUGAGCACCUGUCGCACCAAAGGACCUUCCUGAGACAUUCAGAGGAAGCUAUGACCUGGAAACCGCCUUGCUACGUCAGCGAACCGCCUUGUCUUGUGACCGAACCAAAAUUACAGGAUCACCUCGUCUAUCUCAACCCCACGGUUACAUCCAUGUCCUGCAUGUUGGCCGUGCUCAUUGUGGAAGAAUCGUCGUCUAGUUCGGCAGCGCUCGGUUCAUCCCCGUUCAAGUGCCAGGAGGCCGACCAGCAGAAGGCAAUUCUCUGGCGUUGCGGAGGACGUCUGUUUGACUCGUCUCGUUUCUGGACCGUUCAAGCAGACGUCCUGCGCGGAUGGUUCCGCAAGCUUGUAUCGAGCGUGCCCGGUUUUCCCGACGGCGUGGAUCCCGUGACGGCACCGUGGGAGAGCUGGGGCAGCAGUCUGGACGUUCAGCAGAAGACCUCGCUGGACAUGUUGCGAGAAGCAGCAUCUCGAGUGAGCUCCCUCCAUGAGGAAGACUCCAACGAGUUCGCUGUUGGAACGGCAUGGGCUCUGGUGGGACUGAGCACGCUGACUCUGAUGGUACCUUGGGAGCCCCUGGACCCAGCUCAUAAGGUGGAACUCAAGUUAGGCUACACCACACAGCAGCUGAACCAGAUCCAAGAAGAGUUGUCUCUGAGGAGUUGGGCAUGGGAAGCACGCACCGGCCGUCCCUGGGAUUCUGGCACACACCCAGCUCUGUCCUGCGAAGCGCACGAGCGGGACCGGCUGCAGCGGCGAGCGUUGGACCUGCGGAGCAAGGUGGCCAGCAGGCCCAAGGUGUCUCAGUAUUUGGAGCUCGCUCGUCAACUGCGCCACCACUCGUCAACCAUGGGUAGCUUGGACCGCGUUCGGGGACUGCUGGAUGGCUUACGAGCUGCCUGGGAAGCGGGAGAAGCCCCCGCACCCAACGUGGCCUCGUGGCUGAGAUCGCAGGUGGAGUUUGCGGACAGGCUGAGGCUCACGUUUCCUGCGUACCGUGACAUUUUCUACCCUUUCCUCUGUGGUCUGAACCAGCUCAUUCAUGGCAUGCAGAUACUGUGCCAUCUAGUCCAUGCUAAACACAAACUUUCUUCGAUCCCUGGUUGUAACCAACUUGUGGGAUCCACAUUCGCGUUUCCCUGCGAGAGCCAUCCCGCAUCGCAGCUGAUCACCGAGCCCGGAAUGGAAAUUCUGUUGUCUACGAACAGGAAGUCUGCUCAGAGAUGGCUGAAGGCCACGCUGUUGCAGCUGCUCGACGGAUGUCUUCUAGAUCAUAGUCUUGGGACCGAGUGGUUUGCAGCAUUGCAUCCCCUCCUGGCUCACGUCUCGAGUGUCUGGGGAGCUCACCAGGAGGAGCUACGACAGAAGGAGGAAGCAGAAAGGAGCCUCUACGAAUACCGUCACACGGCACCAGAGGAAGAAGACUAUCACAAGCACUUCCCCAGCUAUGCUCAGGACUUUGAAGACCUGGCAGAACGUAAUCUGCUGGAUGACCAAGUGAAGCCCCCUGAGAAGCCCAUGGCAGAGGAUGAAAAGGCUGCUCAGGCUGAACUGCUGCAACAAGACCUGGUGGACGUCUGGAGAUGGCACGGCUGCAUCGUUUCCCGCUUGGCGCGUAGCACCGCGCUGAUCCUCCCGGUUCGGGACUUCGGUGCCGGUACAACAACUGGGAGAGGUCACAUGGCCUGGUUCCUCCUUCGGUACAGGGUCCUUCAAGACGUGAUGCGAGAAUUCGGGCAUGUCCUGGAUUCCUCAUUGGACAAGAAGCUUCUGGGUAGCAACCUCGUGGCCGCGUCAUCAUUCCAGUGGGCUCAGCAGCAAGUUCCAUCAGCAACCAACUACGACUUCUACAAGGAUGCCAACGUGGCAGAGACGAGCCGUUGCACUCCGGUUUUGAACCGAUUGGCCACCAGGGUGCGCUCCUUGCUGCAGGAGUUCCCUGACCAUCCCGGACUGUGCCAGAUUCUGAAGAUCUGCUACCGCAUCCUCGGCUUCUCUGUGGGUAGCUCUGUCAUGAAGGUCCUCACAGGCCUUGAGCUCGUACUUAGUACUGCACAGGACUGGGAGACAAAUGCCCAUCGUGGCGUGACUCUGAGAGCAGAACUGGAUGAGCUGACGGCGCUGAUAAUCCAUUUCCGCAAACUGGAGCUCGGGUGUUGGUCCGGGUGUCUGGACACCGUAGCUCGGCGGCGGCAUGAGUCCAACGCGUCGUGGUGGUGCUACCUACACGACGUUCUUGCACCUUUGCUCCUGGGCUCCCUCGAAAACCAGUCCGAACUGGACGACGCACGGACAAAACUUUUAGGCGAGCUCUUGCAACUCCUGGAGCAGUCCCAUCUGGGAGAUUUCGAGGCACGCCUCCAACUUGUCGCCACCUUCCUCUGUCACGUCCUGUCGGCACAACCCACCAGAAACUCCAGGUCAAUGGCAAGCCUGCUGUACAACGUGUACCAUUUCUACCGGCAGUACCUGCAAGCAAUCAGGGCCAAACUGGAAGCAGACCGCAAGCCCAUUGAAAAAGAUCUGAAGGAAUUCGUCAAGAUCGUUCGCUGGAAGGACGUCAGCUUCUGGGCAGUGAAACAGACGAUAGAGAAGUCUCACAAGACGUUGCACAGGCACAUGAAGAGCUUUGAGAAAGUCUUGGAACAGCGAGCCAGUGAUGCAUUCAUAAUCCAGCAGAAUGAUGAGGAUGACGUAUGGGAAGAUCCAAAGCAGACGUUUCAAAUACUCAGCGCACACACAGAGAUCACUUGCACCAGCAAACGUCUAACCACAAUGAAGCAGCUCCUGGAGGCGGUACUUCCUCACAGGCAACAUUGGGACAUGGCAGCUGCUGUCGAUCAAGUGGCUUGUGAAGUGGUCUCAACAGUCAAGGAGUUUGCAAAAGAUGACGAAGUCGAGGAACCAGAUAAAGAAAAACGGAAGAAAAAUGCUCGCUUGAUGCACCAGUGCAAGCGCAAGGCCCUCACGGAUCUCUUCAAGGCCCUGACAACUAUGGGCCUGUCGUACCGCAAGGGCCUCGUAGCACAUAAAGAAGUGGGUCCACGUACAAUGCUGGCGGCACCAGCUGCAGACGUCGAGGGGUCUCUCCUUCAAGUAGGGAAUGCUCCUAAGGCCCUCGUAGAUGGCUGCCACAAGUACUACUUCAGAAGUGUGGCACAACUAGCUGCUUUUGAACGUGCUGCUGCAGCACCGAGUAAGGAACUGGAGCUGGGCGCACUUGAAAGAUGCAAGGGUUUCUCCCUCCACCUUGCCGCUCUAGUCCUGUCCCAGAGGAAGAGCCUCUGUCGCAGUCUUCGGGACAUGGUUCAUCUCAGGAACGUCCUGUCAAGCUUGGCACGCGUGAAGGACGACCCGCUGCCCUCGCAGCAGUACUUGCAUGAGUGGACCCAACGUGUGAACGAAGUUCUACUGAAGAGUACAUUGCUCCUGGAACAGUUCGAGCUCCUGCUGCGUAGCUGCCCACCGGCGUCCCAGCCCGUACCACCCUGGUUGCCUGGAGGAGGUGCUGAACUGGAAAACGCUUCUUACGGAGAUCCUGUCUGGACACGGAUUUCAGAGACCGUAGCUUCCCAGUUAAGAGUCCUCGAAGCGCAGUCGCAGCUCCUGGAACCACUUCAUACUCAAGAGUUAAAAGGAAGGGCAGCCGUUGACACAUUGCAGAGCAUUGUUGACAAACUGUCUCAAGUAGCCGCUGAAAUGGAGCAAGUGCAAGCUGCCUGUGGACCAGCCCUGGGUGGGUCCCUCGGGUCACUGGUGGAGUUGCUGGAAAGUGUGUGCCGCCAAUGGGAGCCGUCGUUGGCAGUGCAGGAGGCAUCGAAUGAAGCAGAGCAGACGCGCGUAGCUGAUGCACAGGGCAGUCUUGUAGCACGCCUGCUGUUGGCAGUCCAGGAGGUACAUGCAGCCCUGCAGCAGGGGUCAUGUGGUAGCUCUAAAGAAGUAUCGGAGAGCACCUCCAUAGAGCCUGCGCCUGAAACAGCUAUUGUUGACCCGAAGAACGUUCCAGAAGACGAACAUCAAGUCGACAGACAAGAAGAAAGCAUUCCACAUGGUUGUCUCACACAAGAAUCUCUAGAAAAGGCUCUGAACUGUUUGGCUCUCAAGCAAGUCUCCGUGCAUGCAAGCCGUUUCAUCCAGGAACUGACUUCAUCAGGCCAAAGGGUUGACAGGGUGACGAUCGCACUUCUGGAGGAGUACCUCACGGGUGCUGCGCAGCAAAUAUUGCAGGUCCAGCUUCUGGCACACAGAGCCACUCUCAAGCUACUGUACGUGCUGCUCUCCGUAUUCACAUCACUAGCGACGAAGGGCUUCUGCUUACCGGAGGAGUUCAAGGAAGAGCUGCUGAAGGAAGGGGCUUCGGAGUUCCAAGACAUCGAGGAAGGCGGCUUGGGAGAGGGCGAAGGCGCGAAAGACGUCAGCGAUCGUCUGGAAUCUGAAGACCAGCUGGAGGGCACGCAAGGCGAGAAGGAGGAGAAACGCGACUCUAAGGAAGAAGAGCACGGAGUAGAGAUGUCGGAGGACUUCGCAGCAGACGCCAAGGCACCGGAGCAGCAAGAGGACCAAGAAAAUAACGAAGACGAUGGUGACGACAGGGAUGAGGACGAGUUAGAGGACCAGAUGGGUGAGGUUGAAGAUGACGCUGCUGAAAAGCUUGACAAGCAGUUAUGGGAAAGUGAAGGGGAAGAGGAGGAGGAAGAGAACGAAGCAGACGGAGGAGGUCAGGACCAAACGCAGGAGGAACAGUUGAAGGCCAAGGAAGGGCUCAAAGACCGAGAAAAGGAUCCCUCGAGGAGAGAAAAGGAGACGAUUCCGAAGGAUGAGGCAGAUCCGUUCAACGAGGAGGAAGGGGAUCAAGAUGAGUAUCAAGGAGAGCGGGAGGAUCCUUACAAGACACAACAAGAACAGGAACAGGCUCCAGAGCCGAUGGAACUCCCUGAUGACAUUCAACUAGAUGAUGAUGAGGCCAUGGAUGAUGACGACGACGGUACACUUCCUGGAGAAGAAGAGAAGGGCGAGGAAGACGGAAAGGAAGAGCUGCCCGAAGAAGAAGGUGCGAAUGAAGAAGGUGAGGAGGAAGAUGAGAAAGGGACUAAGGAAGGAAAUGAGUUCCAAAAAGUGGAUGAGCCACAGGAGAUGGAAGAAGAAGGGCAGGAGAAACAGGAGGUUCCUGAUGAGGAAGGGAACCAACCAGAGAAGCAACAAGAAGACGCUGCGCAGCACAGCGCUCGAGAAACCAGUGCUGGACAGGAAGCCACGCAGGCACCUUGCGGUAUGUCAACAUCAACGGGGGAGGAGAACGUCCAAAGCGGCGAGCAAGGGAGCGGAUCCCAGGAGGACCACACGGGUCGUGCCUCUACCGCAGACCAAGGUCAGUUAGGAAACCAGACAAGCCAGGCCGAAGAGAAAGGCCCCGCUCAGCCGCAGAAGAAGCGGUCCAUGUUACAGGGCUCCGAGGACCGAGCCCUGGCAGACGACCCGAAACAACCGGCACGCCGCAGGAACUUGGUACAAGGCGACGCAGGCGAAGAGAAAGCCAACGCUGAGCUUUUCAGACACGUUCGGGAAGAGGAGGAGACCGACGGUGAGGUUGCCCUCUCCGUUGCCACAGAAUCCCAGGCGCAGAACAGGUGGGCUGAAGAUGAAGACACGGAGACCGAAGAUUUUCCUAUGCUAGAGGACGAGAAUGAGGAGACGAAGGAACAGAACCAGAAGCCGGUAGAUGCAAGCGGCAACGCAGCCUCUACGAAAGAGACGAAGGAGAAAGAAGAGGAAGAGGCACCAAUGGAGAUAGAAGGAGAGGAAGUUCUCACUGCCAAGGUGGAAAGGGGAAACGAAAGCAGCUUCUUCUCCCGCCCCGAGCUGCUGCAGGCAACCAGCCGGACGGAGGAAGCUGUCUCGCAGGGCGAGCUGCCUCCUCCGGUGGCUCCAUCCAGUACAGAUGCAGCAAGGGAGGCCUGGGAGGAUGCUGAACGAGCUGUAGCUCCUCUUGUGCAAGAACUUUGCGAGCAGCUGAGGUUGGUGCUCGAACCCACAAAGGCCUCUAAGCUACGAGGAGACUUUCGCACGGGCAAACGUCUCAACAUGCGUAAGGUGAUAGCGUACAUCGCCAGCCAGUUUCGAAAGGACAAGAUCUGGCUCCGUCGCACGCGUCCAUCGCGACGUCACUACCACGUCGUGCUGGCCGUCGACGAUUCCCGCAGCAUGGGAGCGACGGGUUGCGGACCAUUGGCCCUGCAGUCUCUGGCCCUCCUGGCCCAGUCCCUGCAGCUCCUGGAAGCCGGAGACCUGGCCCUGCUGAGCUUCGGAGAGCAGGUACGGCUCCUGCAUCCGCUCGGACGGCCCUGGACGACGGAGGCCGGAGCAGCUGCCGCGGCGGCGCUCAACUUCGAACAGGAGAGGACGCGUGUGGGGCCCCUGUUGAGGGCUGCGCAGGCGGUUCUGGAAGACGGGGCUCCGGGGGCGAGGCUGCUGCUCAUCGUAUCGGACGGUCGGGGCCUGCGGAGCGAAGGGGACGAAGGUGCUGCCGUACGGGAGGCCCUCUCCAAGGGUAUCUUCAUGGUCUUUCUUGUCCUGGACAACCCUAAUUCCAAAGAUUCGAUUCUGGACAUUCGCAUGCCAGUGUUCCGACCCUCUGGAGAGGUGGAAAUUCUAAGCUACAUGGAGCAGUUCCCUUUCCCUUUCUACGUCAUACUGAGGGACGUUGCGGGGAUGCCGACGGUGCUAGGCGAGGCUCUACGCCAGUGGUUGGAGUUGGUGUCAAAUGACUAAGAUAGAGUGCUAGGGUGGAAACCAUUUAGGUCAAUUGUUUUGUCAAAUGUUUGUUGUACAGUGUACAGCAUAUGGAUUAACUGUUGUGUACAUGUUGGUUUGCAACUGUUGGCAUUUUUUUAAGAAGGAUGUUGGAUAAAACGAGACUUUUAUCUUU